Molecule: messenger RNA, 1627 nt
Organism: Rhagoletis pomonella (apple maggot)
Lineage: Eukaryota; Metazoa; Arthropoda; Insecta; Diptera; Tephritidae
Product: CYFIP-related Rac1 interactor B
Exons: 5
Coding region: 512-1486 (324 amino acids)
Biological process (GO): regulation of actin filament polymerization
Molecular function (GO): small GTPase binding
Source: RefSeq, a predicted model, not a curated record
AAAGUGGAUGAGUUGGUUUUAUUGGUGUAAUUUGCGAGCGUUUACAAAUUAAUUUUGUGCAAAGAAAAGUGAAUAAAGUAAAUGUUAUUGUGGAUUUAUGGGUAUAUGAUUUAAAUAUGGGCUAUUGCCAACGAUAGCGAGUGUAAAUCAAUCUACAACGGAAUGAAUAAAAUUUCGUGGUAAAGGGUAUUGGUGUGGUUGAGGAUCCGGAGGUGGAGGGAGUAAAAUUGUUUACGAUAUGACAUAUGACUGUAAAUUGCACAAUUCCAGCAAUCUAAAGUGAAGUCAGAGAGUGUAAUGAAACAAAAAUUAAUCACCAGAAUUUCCUUACGGAGGUAACAGCGAGUAAAAUGAUGAAUUUGUGUACAUUACGUAACAAAACAAGUUAAUCAAUUAAAAUUGAAUUAUUGUAGUUUGAAAAAAAGCAAAAUACAUAGAAUAAAACCAAGUGAGAAAAAGCGAAACCAAACAAAACAUACAUACCUACUACAGAAACAAAGUCAAAUAAAACAUGGGCAAGUUACUGAGUUUAUUGGCACGCGAUGAUUCAAACUGCUGCGCAGCGAAAUCGUACGACGUGUUCUUAGAUUUUGAGAAUGCCGCCCCAACUGAGACCGAGCGUGAAGUCUACGAGGAAGUGGAACGAGUUCUCAAGGAAUCAGAGAUUGUAUUAGAAGAAAUUCAAGUAUAUAAGGGUGCUGGCAAGGAGAUUCGGGAGGCCAUUGCUGAUCCUUCACCGAAAUGUCAGGAAAAAGCGUGGGAUGCAGUUUUGCCUUUGGUAAAGAAGCUGAAGAGGUGCUAUGAGCACUCACUGGAACUAGAAAAGAUCGUCCCGAAAUUGUUGGGCCAACUAGUUGGAGGCAAACUGAAUCCUACACAGCAUCUGGAGACUCAACAAGCACUAGUCAAACAACUAGCAGAAAUUUUGGAGUUUGUCUUAAAGUUCGACGAAUACAAGAUGAAGACACCGGCGAUACAGAAUGAUUUCAGCUACUACCGUCGCAUUGUCAGUCGGCAACGUAUCGACCAGACCAACAACAUGUUGGUGAGCACGGAACUGGCUAAUCGUAUGUCCCUAUUCUACGCACACGCUACUCCGAUGCUUAAGGUGCUCAGCGAGGCGACAUCCAAAUUCGUCAACGACAAUGCCGAUGAUGUGGAGAAUACGACCGAAACUCUUGGUACAAUGGCCAAAGUGUGCUUGCGAAUGCUUGAGAAUCCUAAAUUGCUGCAACAAAUUGAACGAGAGGAAACACAUCUGCUGGUGCUGCGAGUAAUGGUUGGCCUUGUGAUAUUAUAUGAUCACGUACAUCCAGUGGGCGCCUUCGCACGUGGCUCGCACGUAGACGUUAAAGGUUGUGUCCGCUUGCUUCAGGCGCAACCGGCCAUCAAAGCGGAGCCUUUAUUAAAUGCGCUGCGUUACACGACAAAGCACCUCAAUGAGGAUAACACACCGAAAAAUAUUCGCAAUUUAUUAGCAGCAUAAUAACUAAGGCAGUGGCGCCUGACAGCUCAGGAGCAAAUUGUCAUCAACACUGCUAAAUCUCUUCUCAACUACAGACACUACCGCCAUGCUGCAUGCAAUACGUUUAACACUAGUAAACAAACAAGAUAAACAAUAACUUUG